Molecule: messenger RNA, 1394 nt
Organism: Theobroma umbraticum
Lineage: Eukaryota; Viridiplantae; Streptophyta; Magnoliopsida; Malvales; Malvaceae
Product: thiol protease aleurain-like
Biological process (GO): proteolysis
Molecular function (GO): cysteine-type peptidase activity
Source: RefSeq, a predicted model, not a curated record
AUCCCAUCAUCCUAAUUUUUCCGACUCACCAACCACUCGUUUAAAUUUCUCUCCACAAAACCAGAAACAGAGAAACAGAGAGAGAACCGAGAAACAUAAUCAUGGCUCGCUUGACGUUGGUGUCCUCGAUCAUCCUCCUGCUAUGCUCCGCCGCCGCCGCAACAAUCUUCGAGGACUCCAACCCUAUCCGGAUGGUGCCCGAUGAGCUCCGUGGCUUUGAGUCCUUUGUUCUCAGUGUCCUUGGUCACACGCGCCACGCUUUCUCCUUUGCCCGCUUUGCUUACAAGCAUGGGAAGACGUACGAGAGCGUGGAGGAGAUGAAGCUUCGGUUUCAGAUUUUUAAGGACAAUUUGGAUUUGAUCAGAUCCACUAGAAAGAAGGGAUUGCCUUACACUCUUGCUGUUAAUCAGUUUGCUGAUUGGACCUGGGAAGAGUUUCAGAAACACAGGCUGGGGGCUGCUCAAAACUGCUCUGCUACCACAAAGGGCAAUCAUCAGCUCACUGAUGUCGUCCUUCCUGAUUCGAAAGACUGGAGGGAAGUGGGCAUAGUCAGCCCAGUCAAAAAUCAGGGCUCCUGUGGAUCUUGCUGGACAUUCAGUACCACUGGAGCUCUUGAGGCAGCUUACCAUCAGGCAUUUGGGAAGGGAAUCUCCCUUUCUGAGCAGCAGCUUGUUGACUGCGCCGGAGCCUUUAAUAACUUUGGUUGCAAUGGCGGGUUGCCAUCCCAAGCCUUUGAAUACAUCAAAUAUAAUGGUGGCCUUGAUACAGAGGAGGCAUACCCUUACACAGCAAAAAAUGGUGAAUGCAAAUUCUCAUCUGAAAAUGUUGGGGUCCAAGUCGUUGACUCUGUCAACAUUACCUUGGGUGCUGAAGAUGAAUUAAAGCAUGCAGUUGCCCUGGUUCGGCCAGUUAGUGUUGCAUUUGAAGUUGUCACUAGUUUCCGAUUUUACAAGAAAGGGGUUUACACCAGUGACGUAUGUGGUAGCGCUCCCAUGGAUGUGAACCACGCUGUUCUUGCUGUUGGGUAUGGAGUUGAAAAUGGUGUUCCAUAUUGGCUCAUUAAGAACUCAUGGGGAGAAGAUUGGGGGGAUGAUGGCUACUUCAAGAUGGAGAUGGGGAAAAACAUGUGUGGUGUCGCGACAUGUGCAUCAUACCCUAUCGUUGCUUGAUCUGAUUGAAGAACUCUUUUGGAUUAGGUCGGUGCUUUGUGUUAGAGAAGCCGUCCUAGUUAUGGUCUACAAACGUUGUAGUUGGUCCAUCUCAAAGGUUGAGGUUAUGGCUUGAUGUACAAUAAGGUCUUAGACGCAUACUUAUAAAAUGCAAAUGUGUUGUUCACAACAAAAGACGUAAUGUAAAUUUUAUCUAUGAAUGAUCGUUGUGUAAUUACUUGCAAA